Molecule: messenger RNA, 885 nt
Organism: Dujonia railenensis
Lineage: Eukaryota; Fungi; Ascomycota; Pichiomycetes; Serinales; Debaryomycetaceae
Source: the annotation of a GenBank genome assembly
AUGGCCGUCAACAGCUGGAAAAUUCUCACCUAUGUCCAAAUUGCAUUCUACGUAAUAAUUGCAGCCGUGGAUAUCAUUCAAAAAAUUCAAGUAUUAAAGGCUCGCCGUAAUGCAGAGGGAUCCUUUGAAAAGGGUGUUUCUAGAAUUUUCAGAUCUUAUAUGAUAUAUGCAUCUCUUUUCAUCAUCUGUAAGGUCACUGGUGGUAUCUGUGGUGCUGUACUUUUCAGCUUAACUGACUUAAAUACCAAUCUUUUAAUCGCUACUUAUGUUUUUGAUUCUGUUUCGCUUGGGUUUUUAAUUAAAACACUUUUACCAAUAAUUGAGUUUAUCGUUGACAAGCGUUCUGAUAUCUUGAACGGCCUUGUUGGCCUUGACCCAGACGUUAAGUAUGGAGGUGAAGAAGUUGAACGUCCAAAGAAGGGUAGAUUUCACCCAUUCCGUAUCUUAACUCUUGUUUUGUUAGCUGCUGUCAUUUGUACAAUCGUUGCAUCAUCGUCAAUGUCAGAUGAUAUUUCAACUUACAGAGCUUGUCUUAAAGCAUCCGCAUUACUUUUCCUUUCGGUUGUCAUCAUUAUAAUAGGAUUUUUGGUCUACUUAAUCAUGUUUUUCAAGUCAGCAAAUUAUGCUCAUAGUGACAUUGUAAUUCAAUUAGCUUCCAUCAUGCUUAUUGCAACCCCAUUUUUAUUGGUAAGAUGUGUCUACUCCAUCUUGGCUGCGUUCAGUAAUACUAACCUUUUCGUCGGAAAGGCAAGCAAGUAUACUUUAUUCUAUGGUGACUACGUUUACUAUACCUUCUUGGCAUUUAUUGAAGAAUGUGUUGCCAUAAUAGUUAUUAUCUGUACCAUCUACUAUUUCUUACAAAAGGUAGAAUAUCUCAGAAAUUAA